GUCCCAUCAAAAUUUUAACUCACACAAAGCACCAAAACGAACCUUAUAUAGAAGCCAAAGAAAUAAUCUCCCUCAUUUCCCAUUUCUCAUUUGUCAUAGUUUCAUUUCCACACCUCCCCAAUAAAAAUGAAUAGAAGCUUUUCAUCUUUUGCCAUUCACAUUCUUCUCUUAAUUUCAAUUCCCUUCACAUCAUCUCAAACAGAUGAAAACAACAAUUUAAUAGACCAAAUAUGCAAAAAAACACCCUUUUACGACCUUUGCACUUCAAUCCUAAACUCAAACCCACUAACCCCAAAAACCGAUCUCAAAAGUGUAGCACUUGUAAUGGUAAACAACAUUCUAACAAACGCAAGUGACACAUUAAAUUACAUUGAAGGGUUAAUUAAGAAAACCUCAGAUCGUGAAAUGGAACAAGCUUUGGCUUUUUGUGCUGAGUCAUACAUCCCAGUUGUUAAAUACACCCUCCCUCAAGCUGCUGAUGCUAUCACACAAAACCGUUUUGGAUUUGCAAGUUAUUGUGUUUCUGAUGCUGUUAAGGAAGUUAAUUCUUGUAACAAGAAAUUUUUAGGCUCUGUUACUCUUUUGUCACCAUUAGGGGAUAGAAAUGGUAUUGUGCAGAAGCUUGUCGAUGUUGCUUCUGCUAUUAUUAAACAACUAUUGAAGGGUUGAUUUUUUACUCUUCGCACCCCCUCUUCUUUAGUAUAGUUUAUGUAGCAGGUAAAUAGAAUACUUGUAUUUUUAUUCUUAUUAUUAUUGAAUAUUACAAUUAGAUCGUUGAUUUUAUA
Messenger RNA from Cicer arietinum (chickpea), 785 nucleotides. Its product is annotated as cell wall / vacuolar inhibitor of fructosidase 1-like. Gene Ontology annotation, molecular function: enzyme inhibitor activity. Gene Ontology annotation, biological process: negative regulation of catalytic activity. NCBI's taxonomy places the organism in Eukaryota, Viridiplantae, Streptophyta, Magnoliopsida, Fabales, Fabaceae. The record is from RefSeq and is a predicted model, not a curated record.